Knipowitschia caucasica is the source of this 372-nucleotide messenger RNA. The record is from the annotation of a GenBank genome assembly. Lineage: Eukaryota; Metazoa; Chordata; Actinopteri; Gobiiformes; Gobiidae.
AUGAGACCCGCAAAGCGGACGGGUGUGUUGGAGUUUGAGGAGUGUGAGAGUAUGACCGGAGGGAACGGCGACCGGUGCAGGGACUAUAAGAGCACGGCUGCGUCACUCCUCAAACAUCAGACGCAGACUGCACCAGAGAAGACCAGAUUCGGAUCCAGAACCAUGAGUCACGUAGAUGUGAAGAACAUCAAACCCACGUCCUUCGAGGAGGAACACUUCGACGAGUACGAGUUCUACAACCUAUCGGACAAGUACACAGAGGGAGCAGCUCGUAAAGAGAAAGAUCACAGAGAAACUGAAGAACAUGGAGAAGAAAGACUGACAGAGAUCGAAUCGGACGGCUUUUCUGGAAUUGAUGUUUUGUCUCUGUGA